This is a messenger RNA of Cuscuta campestris, 1187 nucleotides long. Lineage: Eukaryota; Viridiplantae; Streptophyta; Magnoliopsida; Solanales; Convolvulaceae. The record is from the annotation of a GenBank genome assembly.
AUAUGUUGAUCACUUGAGCCACAUAUUAUUCAACAAAUUUCCGACACAAAUUUUCUUGUUGAUACAGAGUAUAUGUGAACAAAAUGGUGUAUCAAAAACAUACUAAACGCCUGGAUCAGCACAAGUAAAUUAAAUUUCGAGCAGAACUUUCUCUCUCUAGCUAUGGCGAGGAGAAGGGGACGGCCAAAAAGGAACAAUCCGAGCAACAGUGGGAAUGGAUUUCAAACGCCUGGAUCAGCACAAGGGAGUGCUUCGAAUGCGAAAUCUACGGGAGGAAAGGACAUUCCAGACGCUAUUGUACCUGAUAUGAAGGAGAUGAACCCUAAUUUGGAGGAAAGUGAUAUUCCAGAUAAGGCUGAGACUCCGAUCCAGAAAUCAUAUGCGAGUGUUGUUGGCAAUCAAGAAGAUGACCAGAAAUUAUGCUAUAUACCAGCUACUGAGGUAAAUGGGAAUUUUGUGGCUAAACUUACGAAGGAUGAUGUUAUUGAUACUACAACAUAUUGGGAUGCUACGCUAGUCUGUUGUAUUCUGGGAGCAAACCCUCCAUUGGAGGUGGUGAAAGGCUUUAUUAAUAGGAUCUGGAGUUCCUACUCAAUUGAAGAAGUUUCGCUGCUCAAGGAAGGUCAAUUCAUUGUCUCAUUUAAACGUGUUGAGGACAGGGAUGAAGUUAUUAAGAGGAAGUACUAUUAUUUUGACAAUAAACCUGUCCUAGUCCAGAAAUGGUAUCCAGGGGUGAAGGUUAACAUAGAUCAACUGGAUGAUAUUCCCAUUUGGAUACAACUGCCCGACCUAGAGAUGAAGUACUGGAGCUUGACUGGACUAAGUAAGAUAGGAAGCUUGGUGGGUAAACCUGUCAAACGAGAUAGAGCUACUGCAAGUAAGAGGAAGUAUGCAUAUGCUAGGAUACAGGUAGAGGUAAAAGUUCAACAGGAGUUCCCAUUGAUGGUUCAGUUUAUAGAUGAUGAAGACAGAGUGAAAAGCCAGAGUAUUGUUGGCAAGUGGUUGCAACACCAAUCGAGGGCGAAAACUAAUGAAGAAAUGCUGGAGGAAGUCAAGAUGAUCAAGGGAAGGCUGCAAAGACAAACGGUAGAAGCUGGAUUUGCAGCAGGAUGCUUGUUUAGCCUUGCUGUGGUUGCUUGAUUUGUACUCGUUUUAGUUGAUGUGGUGAAUAAAAAUUGUGUGCAUUU